Trematomus bernacchii (emerald rockcod) is the source of this 1513-nucleotide messenger RNA. It is a transcript of the gene prr15lb, whose product is annotated as proline rich 15 like b. The record is from RefSeq and is a predicted model, not a curated record. Bases 174 to 509 code for a protein of 111 amino acids. The transcript is spliced from 2 exons. NCBI's taxonomy places the organism in Eukaryota, Metazoa, Chordata, Actinopteri, Perciformes, Nototheniidae.
CACACAGAGAGAGAGAGAGAGAGAGAGAGAGAUGCUGCACCUGUGCAUGAUUACCUGAGGAGAAGGAGAAUAAAAUAGAGGAGGUUAAGAGUUUGUAAGCAUGGCGGGACAGUUUCACAUCUGAUCUUCUUUAGUCAACAACAAGGUCAGUCCUCCCCCUCUCUACUGGUGCCAUGGCGGAUCAAAGCUGGUGGAAGCUGACCUUCUCCCGCAAGAAGAAGUCUGAAUCCAAGGUCCUGUACGAGAUCCCAGCAGAGUAUGGCAGCAAUACGGGGAACAAAGAGCACUCGAGCGGUACCCCCCCCACAGACCACAUGGACAGCCAGUUCAAUGCUAGGCUGGAGAAGAUCGUGGACAAGUCUGCCACCAAGGGCCGCCACGUCAAGGUGUCCCACUCCGGACGCUUCAAGGAGAAGAAGAAGGUCCGUUCCACGCUGGCAGAGAACCCCAGCCUGUUCUCCGAGCACAGCCUCAGUGACGAGAACCACAAAAAGAAGACUGACCAAUGAAAAGCACACCUGAUUGCAAAUGUGUGAUACAUGAGUGCUGCACUUAUAAAUGCUGAAAUGAACGAUACAACAUACACAAGCACAACCAUGUGGUGCUACUGUACAUGUGCUAAACUGGAUCAACACAAGGCCCCACACCCAUAGAUACUGUAACCAAUGGACUCCCACCAAUACAAACAGCUGGUAUCAGCACACAGGAGACGUUUUUAUUACGCCUCAUAUUCUCCCUUUCUGUUAUUUAUCUACAGUCUGCCUCACCUCAUGCAAACAUCCCUUUGAAUUACUUUAUUGUACAUUUAUUUGUAUUAUUAAGGAUUGCUGGAAUUAAAACCUCCUUUAUUAUGUCUUACACAAUCAAAAGAACAUUUUUAUUACGUUUUCAUGACCGAAGUAAAUGGGAGACUUGAUUUUGAUGUUGGAUAUAUUGUGAUAAAUAAUCAUUUGAAAUGAAAGCUGUUUAUGUAAUGUUUUUCUAAAAUUCUAAAGCAAAAAAAGAGAUUUGUUUUUAAUAAAAUGACAAGAUGAGUUAAUAUAGAAAGAGUGUGUUGUAUUUGUGCAGACAAUCAUUUGAUCGAGUAUUGUCAAUGAAUGAUUUAAACAACUUAAUCUUGGUUUCAGGUUACAGUAUUUUUAUCCACCUGAGCGUGUGUGUGCUGGAUAGUUUUGUUGUCAUGGUGACGGUAAGAAGACACUGACAUUUGAUACGCAGUGCUGUGCUCUUGGCUUUUAUUAAGUCAGUGAUGACUAACGCUGGUCAUUCAAGAAAAGAAAAUCCCCUGAUCAGCUGGUUUUGCUUAAAGGCCAACUUGCAGGUUGAUUUUUGUUAUACUUAAUUUAUAUUGAACCUUUCCAGAAAAGGACCAUUUGAAAAGUUGCCUCAGGAUUGUAUGUUUGACUGUGAGACUAUAAAUGAUUGUGUUUUGUUGUGUGUUGGUGCUGCCAUCUGCUGGCCACACAUGCACUCAGGCCUCAGUUACAAAUUAAACUUUAUUUCUGGCUUUUCA